Molecule: messenger RNA, 1498 nt
Organism: Cladocopium goreaui
Lineage: Eukaryota; Dinophyceae; Suessiales; Symbiodiniaceae
Source: the annotation of a GenBank genome assembly
UCAUGUUGGGCUUGUAGCAGCGAUGAAACAGCGUAUCGGAGCCAUGUUCAGCCGCGUGGCUGUUAGCGUACCAGCUCUAGGCGCAGGUGCUGCUAUCGGUGGCUUUGUGCUAGAUGCUUGGAAGCGCCGGCAAGAAGAACAAGAUCGCGCUCGUAUGGUUAAUCGCGUGAUCCACAAUUCCUUCCACGCUUUCCAGCCCAAAGUGGAAAUCCCGCGCGAGCAGGUCCAGGUCACCAUGAAGCGCCUGCUGGAUCUGGAUGACCGCUCCCCCGUGCUGAUCUGGGGCAACCACCUGGCCGGUAAGAGCUUUGCCCUCUUCAAGGCUUUCGAACAGGCAGGCUUUCGCGAGGGCAUCGUCCACGUGAAGCUCAACAGCGACAAGCAAAUCGCAGAAGAAAAACUUUGCCAGCAGCUGGGUGCCAUCGUCCACGUUGAGGCCGAGGAGGCCCUGAGGCGGGCUGCAAAGACGCUGAGCCGACGGCCCAUCAUUGUCCUGGAGAUCCCCCGGGAGGUCAGCGACAUGGCAGUUGUACGCAGUUGCUCUGGCUUCGCCAAGACAUGGGGCUACGACGCCGAAUUGGCGAAAGUCAUCGUGUUGGCGAGCAGCGCCUCCAUGGCCCUGAGCUUUGAUGCGGACGCCCGGGAAGUUCGGUUCCAGGUCCAACCGCUGAGCGAGGAAGAGUGCCAGCAGGAGGAGGUCCAGACGUUCCUCAAGCACCACGGUGGAGCCGCCGCCGUCGAGCACAAGUCGGACCUCCUCCACCUCUCCGGCGGCAACGUGGGCAAGUUGGAGGACCUGGCGCAGGCCUUGCGGACCAAGACCUUCGAGGAGGUCCGGCUCGCAACCAUCGGCGCGCAGGAGAAGGAGAUCCUGCGCUUCUUCGGCAUCGAUGCGCAGGGCGGCUUCGGCCCAAAAGAGGUCCCGGCUGCCAAGGAGGUGGCCCGCCGCGUGGCGGACGCCCCGUUUGACCAGUGCGUCAGUUCAGAGGACUUCGAAGACCGUUUCACCAGCAAGCAUCUGGCGCAGGCGGUGAAGGCACAAGGUGCCCACUGCAUCUAUGUCAAGGCCACCACUAAGGCGGAUGAGCGGUUUUGUGCAGCGUCGCCAUCCGUGCACGCUCUGCUCAAGCGGAAGACCGAUGCGCUUGAAGCCAACACGAAGCCCAAACGCCGAGGAAUGUUUUGAUGAAAAAAGGUUCCAUGGAAGGGCUUCCACAGAAUUCCGGCCAGCCAACUGCGCAGGGCCCCCUACUGCUUCCGGAAUCCGAUUUUGCGAACAGAACAUGAAGUUGAGCAGGCAACAGCACAGCGAGCAUUAGAGUUUGAGCGAGAAAGUGCAGAUCUCGGCGGCGGCAGUGCAGAUCUCAGGUUCCUGUUCAAAGUGCAGACCUCUGAGUGCAAGUGCCCGGUGAGAGUUGUGGCUAAGGCACGUGAGCCUUGAGCCAAAGUAUUUGGCAAAGUAAUGAUGACAAAAGUAAACAUGCAAGAGGGGACAAAA